This is a messenger RNA of Amblyraja radiata (thorny skate), 5398 nucleotides long. It is a transcript of the gene nfasca, whose product is annotated as neurofascin homolog (chicken) a. The transcript is spliced from 37 exons. Gene Ontology annotation, biological process: axon guidance; cell-cell adhesion; brain development. Gene Ontology annotation, molecular function: cell-cell adhesion mediator activity. NCBI's taxonomy places the organism in Eukaryota, Metazoa, Chordata, Chondrichthyes, Rajiformes, Rajidae. Gene Ontology annotation, cellular component: axon; plasma membrane. The record is from RefSeq and is a predicted model, not a curated record. The coding region runs from base 465 to 4520 and encodes 1351 amino acids.
UUUUUUGUGCAGUAAUGCGGCGGCCCCUGAGAUGAAAUAGACGGAGUGGUGGACAAUUACAACAGCGGGGAGGAGAAGAGAGGAGGAGAGGAGAGGAGGAGAGGAGAAGAAGAUUUAGCCGAGAAGGGGAGAAGAAGUGUUGCAGUCGGGAUGAUAUCCGUGUCGUGGUGGAGAGGGUAAUGCCAGGGUUGUAGCAGGAGGGAGAUCAGAGUGGAGAAUUUCACGCGAGGUUGUACGAGCAACUCCACAGAGACGGGAUUUUAUUAAGCAGACGUAUCCCCCAGGCUCUCUGGCAAGGCUCAGCUUUAUAAAGCAACAAGGCAAGAGACUGCAAGCUGCAUGAUAUACUGCAUGGAACACUGCUCAACAUAAACCAGCUCCACGGGAAGUGUGUCGGCGAAGAGGAGCCAGCCCAGAGGACAACUAGGUUCCCAGUGCACUCGGGGAGCGCUUCACCGGCAGAAAUGCUGCCAAGGGAAGGAAGACUACCACAGCUUGGAUUGCUGUUCAUCUUGACCCUCGGCCAAUACGUCACCUCCAUCGAAGUCCCUCGCGACUUAAAUCUCCAGAAUCAGUUGGCUCAGCCUCCCACCAUCACCAAGCUGUCUCCAAAGGACUACAUUGUCGAUCCACGGGACAACGUAGUCAUCGACUGUGCAGGGAAGGGGAACCCAACCCCCAUAUUCUCGUGGACUCGCAAUGGAAAGUUCUUCAACGUUGCCAAAGACUCCAGGGUGUCGAUGAGGUCACGGUCGGGUACCCUGGUCAUGGACUUCCGAUACAGUGGGCGGGCCGAGGACUACGAGGGGGAGUACCAGUGCUCGGCCAGGAAUGACCACGGCACAGCCCUCUCCCACAAAAUACACCUCCAAGUCUCCAAAGCGCCGCUCUGGAGGAGAGGUAACGUGGAGCCGAUCGUGGUCCAGGAAGGAGUGUCCGUGACGCUGCCCUGCCAACCUCCCGCUGGCCUGCCCCCUCCUGUCAUCUUCUGGAUGAACAGCAACAUGGACUUGAUCCCUCAGGACACGCGGGUGUCUCAGGCGCUGAACGGCGAUCUCUACUUCUCCAACGUGAAGCGCAGCGACGCUCGCUUCGAUUACAUCUGCAACGCCCGGUUCCCCUUCACUCAAACCAUACAGCAGAAAAACCCCAUCACCAUCAAAGUGCUGACCAAGGAUACCAAUUACGAAACAUUCCCAACUAUUCUGAAUGACACUGGCGCUCGUCCGGUCAUGGAACAGACGCCCAGGUUCAUGGUUCCGUUGGGAACGUCCAGCAGCAGAAUCAUUCUCCGAGAGGAAGAUCUAUUACUGGAGUGCAUAGCAUCAGGAGUGCCCACGCCGGAAAUUAUUUGGUACAAGAAAGGGGGCGAGCUGCCCUGGCCAAAGGUGCGGAUGGAAAACUUCAACAAGACGCUGAGGAUCAUGAACGUUUCUGAGGAGAAUUCGGGCGAGUAUUUCUGCCUGGCGUCCAACAAAAUGGGGAGCAUCAGACACACCAUCACAGUGUGGGUAAAAGCUGCUCCAUACUGGUUGAACGAGCCCCAGAACCUGGUGCUGGCUCCUGGCGAAUACGGCAGACUGAUGUGCCGGGCCAAUGGCAAUCCCAAACCCAACAUCCAGUGGCUGGUUAAUGGCGAACCGGUGGAAAAGGUUCGUCAGAACCUGAACCGGGAUGUUUCCGGGGAUACGAUUAUUUUCCGAGAGGCACAGAUCGGAACCAGUGCCGUAUAUCAGUGCAACGCUUCCAAUGAGCAUGGAUACCUACUGGCCAAUGCAUUUGUCAGUGUGCUCGAUGUAGAGCCCAGGAUCUUGACCAAGCGAAACCAAAUCAUCAAGGUGAUUGAAAAUAACCGCACGCAGCUCGAGUGUCGGUUCUUCGGCGCACCAAUCCCCGUACUGCGAUGGUUUAAGGAUGGACAGGGCAACAAUCUUUAUGGAGGGAACUACAUCAUCCACGACAACGGCACUCUGGAACUGCGCCGCGCCCGCAAGGCCGAUGAGGGAAUGUACACCUGCAUCGCGACCAACAUACUGGGCAAAGCGGAGAACAAGUUGCGACUGGAGGUCAAAGAACCUACAAGGAUAAUAAAGGCUCCACAAUCGAUCACGGUGAGGAGGUCUCACGCGGCCAGAUUUGACUGUGCAGUGAGGCAUGACCCGACCAUGCGGAUGAAGGUAACCUGGCUGAAAGAUGACAAAGUUCUCUCCUUACCAUGGCGGGCGAAAGAAGAUGAGGUUUCUUUGACAAUUAUCAACGUGUCUGAGCGAGAUGAAGGCAUCUACACCUGUAUCGCCCGUACGGAUCUCGACAGAGACUCGGCUAAAGCACGCCUCACGGUUCUAGUUGUCCCCUCCACCCACAUUAUCCCGCUUGCUGCUGUGCUUAAAGACCGCCCUGCGCCUCCUCGAGACCUGGAACUAACGGACCCAGAAGAUCGCAGCAUUAGGUUGACCUGGAUUCCUGGCGAUGACAACAACAGCCCAAUCACAGAGUUCAUCGUGCAGUACGAAGAAAACAGGUUAGAGCCCAGAAAGUGGCACAAUUUAACCAGGAUCCCGGGGAACAUCAACUCUGCAGUGUUGCAGCUCGCUCCGUACGUCAACUACCAGUUCCGGGUCAUCGCUGUGAACGAAGUGGGCGAAGGUGCCCCUAGUCUCCCCUCUGAACGUUAUCAGACGACCGGAGCAGCUCCUGAGAUGAAUCCCACUGAUGUUCGAGGGGCGGGAAUAUCGGAAUCCAGCAUGCAGAUCAGUUGGACACCGCUGUCUGCUACCCAGGUCAGUGAUCUCAACGUCAGGUACAUCGUCAGCUGGAGGCAGCGGGACGUGGGCGGGGAAUGGUCAACGGUCACGGUGACCAGGUCCAGUUACCUCGUCUCUCCGACACCCCUCUUCACCCCCUACGAGGUCAAAGUGCAGGUGGUGAACGAUUUUGGCCCGGGUCCCGAGCCAGACGUCAUCAUCGGAUACUCAGGCGAAGAAUAUCCAAACGCGGCCCCGACGAGCUUAUCCGGGAGACACGUCAACAGCACGGCCAUUUUGUUGCAGUGGAGGGCAGUACCACAAGAAAAUAUCCGGGGAUAUCUCAUCGGCUAUCGAAUUCAGUACUGGAACGAGGGUAGCCUGCUGAAGACCAGCCGGUACAAGUCGCGCAUGAAGGUGAUGGACUCCCAGAGCCGGCGUUCGCGUGCCGUGGUAUCGGAACUGCAACCGUACAGCAUCUACAAGUUCCAAGCGGCCGCCGUCAACGGCAGGGGUGCCGGCGGCUGGAGUGAGGUGUUUGCCAUGAACACCACGGAGGGAGUACCUGGGAAACCAGAUUCCCUCAGGAUUCGACAACCGGAUCUGGAAUCGAUUACGUUGCAAUGGACUCCCCCCCGCCAGCCUAAUGGGAUCAUCACGGGCUACACCAUACUCUACCACCGAUUAACUGGCUCCCGGGCAAGGCGCAAUUCCACAAUUCCCAGACUUCCGCCCGACGAGACCACCUACAAGUUGGAACGUGUCGACGCGAACACCAAGUACAGGUUCUACGUCUUUGCCCAAACCCGCCAGGGGUUCGGAGAGCCCAUCGUCUUGGACUCGCCCGACUUCCAAAACGAAGUCACCCCUACCGCUGAGAUUGCAAUUACAGAUGGAGUCGUCUCAAGAUACGUUCCCGUCCCAACCGUCCCUGACGAACCCAGCAUCAUAACAGACGCCACCACCACCACCACCACCAGUGCCGCGCCCCCGGUCACCACCAUCACCGAGUUCGCCCAGCCAGCCGUCACCGCCACUCGUGUAUAUGUGGAAGCUCCCGGUAGGAUAUCGAACCUAACCACAUCAGCGGGCAAUGACUCCAUCAAUGUCACCUGGACUCACACCUUCCCCAUCGACUUGGCUGAGUUUACGGUUGAAUUCAUACACAGUAACGGCACGGUGAAACGGGAGCAGGUGAAGGUCGGCCAGAACUCUGCCCGGAUCCUGGGCCUGACGCCCGGCACCGUGUACAAAGUCAGGGUGUUCUCCGCCCUCUUCCAGUCGGUCACCAGCAACGUCACCGUCACCGAGACCAGCCCAGCUUUCACCAACAGUCACGCGGACAUCGCCACUCAGGGCUGGUUCAUCGGCCUGAUGUGUGCGGUGGCUCUGCUGGUACUCAUCCUCUUGAUCGUCUGCUUCAUCAAGAGGAGUAAAGGAGGCAAGUAUCCAGUUAAGACGACGGAAGAGAACCGGCCUUCACAAGAUGACAAUGGAUACUUACCCGGGCUGGACAAAAGGUCUUUGGAAAGCGACAACGAGGACAGCAAGAAGCCGCAGGGCAGCCAGUCCUCGGUGGACGGGACGGUGAAGCAGGAGGAGAGCGACGACAGCAUCGUCAUCUACGGCGACGGCGAAGAUAACUCGCGCUUCGGCGAGGACGGCUCGUUCAUCGGCCAGUACACCGUGAAAAAGGACAAAGAGGAGACGGAGGGCAACGACAGCUCGGAGGCCACGUCCCCGGUCAACCCCGCCUACGCCCUGGCGCGCAUGUGAGAACGGAGACCGAGAGAGAGAGCGAGAGAGAGAGAGAUAGAUGAGGGCGGAGCAAAUGGACACCGUUGCUACCAAGGCAGUAAAUGCAUUUGAUUUAACUACCCACGGUUGCACACAUGGAAUAAAAAACACAAAAUUGGAAAGGCCAGACAGCGAAAAAGGCCAGAGACACGAGACACCACGUGAAUCGGACAGGAGAGAAUGAAGGAGAUGCAUUUAUGGACAAGAUUGGGCUUUGGAAAAACGUAACCACAUUUAAUUACUCAAUAAUCACACCCUCACGAGUAUGAUAUACCAGUUUUUCCCCCACCCCUCCACUUUAGAUUGCAAGUAACACCAAUUUGGGGCGAUUUGUAACACUCUGUGUAGAUGUUGCCAGCUAGCACCUUGCCAAUCAAUCAAUGUCCAGUUAUAAGCUAUGGCCUUUUAUUUCAUACACCACCAGGCCACUGCUCCACAUCCCUAUAAGGAUUGUUAUCCUUAUGCUGUUUCUGACAGUGAACCUAUGCUGGGAUAUUGCAACUGAAGAUGACGCAAGGAGUCAAGUCUCUCUGUUCACUGAAUCCCCCACCUCCUGCCGCCAUCUCUUGUUAUAGAUUAGAUGCUUCUUCAAAAAAAAACCCCAAAGGUUUCGGCCGAGAGAAAUUUGAGCCAAUUUGGAGCAAUUUUUAAUAAGAGCAGCUGAAGUUCCCAUGUCACCGGCUCGCAUGGAACUGCUUAAGUAUGGUACACCCCAAUAGAUUAUUCCUUGCAGGCAUCAUUUAUCAGGUCGAGCUUUAGGGAGGACAAUUAAUGAAGGAAAUUUAUUUUUUAGUCCUUGCUAUUGUUGGCGGGGCAUUGUCGAUCAGCCCAGAGCUACCUUCCCCACAAUCAGUAAA